CGUGCCGCCCGCGCUCCGGAAGCGCUCCCCGCCGCCGGCCCGCCCCGCUCCCUGACCCGGAGGCGCUCGGCCGCGCUGACGCUGCCUUGUCCCGGUCCCGCCGCCUUGUCCCGGUCCCGCCAUGGCUCCCAAGGGCGGCCCCGGCCGGCAGCAGUCCGAGGAGGAUCUGCUGCUGCAGGACUUCAGCCGCAACCUCUCGGCAAAGUCCUCCGCGCUCUUCUUCGGCAACGCCUUCAUCGUGUCCGCCAUCCCCAUCUGGCUUUACUGGAGAAUAUGGCACAUGGAUCUUGUUCAGUCUGCAGUCCUGUACAGCGUCAUGACCCUCAUCAGUACCUAUCUCGUGGCUUUUGCAUAUAAAAACGUCAAGUUUGUCCUCAAACACAAAGUAGCCCAGAAAAGGGAAGAUGCUGUGUCCAAGGAGGUGACUCGCAAGCUGUCCGAGGCUGACAACAGGAAGAUGUCCCGCAAGGAGAAGGAUGAAAGGAUUCUUUGGAAGAAAAAUGAAGUUGCAGACUAUGAAGCAACAACUUUCUCCAUCUUCUACAACAACACCCUCUUUCUGGUCCUGGUCAUCAUCGCUUCCUUUUUUGUGCUGAAGAACUUCAACCCCACUGUAAACUACAUCCUUUCUAUCAGUGCUUCCUCAGGGCUGAUUGCUCUGCUGUCCACAGGAUCCAAGUAGGCAGAAACCCCUCAGCAGUUCCUGUGAGAGGCUUCAGCUGCCAUGAAAAUGCCUAAGGGUGGAAUAGGAAUUUUUUUUUUUAGCAUGAGGAAAAUGUGGGGAGGGUUUGAAUCCAAACUGGUUGAAUUAUAUUGACUUUACAUGUAUUUGAUAUUGGAGUUACUCAGUUUUGUUGUUUUUUUUUACCCAGCCAGGAGAGGGAUGGGGUGUGAGCUGUGAGCAGACAUCACCUUUCUGCAGCUCCACCCUGGGGACAAUCCAUUUAUCCUUGUAACUUGAGAAGUUGGAAUAAAAAGGAGCUUUUUUUGCCAUUUGA
This is a messenger RNA of Catharus ustulatus (Swainson's thrush), 998 nucleotides long. RefSeq names its product signal sequence receptor subunit 3 (gene SSR3). Bases 122 to 682 code for a protein of 186 amino acids. Gene Ontology annotation, biological process: SRP-dependent cotranslational protein targeting to membrane. Lineage: Eukaryota; Metazoa; Chordata; Aves; Passeriformes; Turdidae. Gene Ontology annotation, cellular component: endoplasmic reticulum; membrane. The transcript is spliced from 5 exons. The record is from RefSeq and is a predicted model, not a curated record.